This is a messenger RNA of Durusdinium trenchii, 1218 nucleotides long. NCBI's taxonomy places the organism in Eukaryota, Dinophyceae, Suessiales, Symbiodiniaceae. The record is from the annotation of a GenBank genome assembly.
AUGCCGACAACGCCACGCCAAAUCCAGCCCCGACCUGGCAGGUUCACUUUGUCAGGUGCGCUGCGUGGCCAUGAAACAUUUGAGAGUGCGAAGGAUGACCUAUGGCGUCUCCUAUGCCAUCUUCGUCUUGGCCCGGACGGUUGCGACGCAGACAUCAUCCCGAACCACUUUCUCACCCGGGACAAGAUCCAGAAGAGCAUCCCAAAGUGGCAGAACCUCCUUCAGCACCAGCUUGCCUGCGCAGAUGCUGUUGACAAACUGCCAGCUAUGCGCGUUUCGCGCCAGCAAGCCUGGAUUGAGUCCUGUGAGAAAUUUCGAAGUGAACAUGCUCCAUCCUUGCCGCCUUCAAUCUCGGUGUCGACUGGACACAUAGUGGCAGUUCAGCACCAGAAAGCGUGGCAUGUGGCCCUUGUGAUGUCCACGUGGCGAUGCUACAAAAGAAGUACUGGAGCGCAACUUUGCCCUCGUGAGGUGAGCAAAGGUUCCCUUCACUCAGCCCGUGUUGCUUUGAUGCGCAAGGUUGAUGGUGACAAGGAAGGCCACUAUGCUUGUGAUGCCGACAGCAUCUUGAUCGUGGUUCCUAUGGAGCAAAUCGGAGUGCGGCUAGAUGGUGAAGAUGUGCCCAAAAAGACUGGGCUGGACGGGUUGCAGGUGAUCUUUCCAGAGGACUGCAGCUUUUUGCUCCGUCGUGCGCUGGCAGCCUUAGACGCUGAGCCGGCGGGGGGGCCGCAGCCGGCGAAGCGCCAACGCACGGCAAAGUACAUCGUCCCGAAAGUGGAGAACUUCAAGCGGACGAAAGCCGGGGCAAAGUUGAUCGUCCAAGAGAUGCAUAAGUUGGUUGAAGAACAGGCUCGCCUCUUUCCGGGGAAGGUCAUGAAGACCAUCGACAACAACCAUGUGCGAUUCACCCACGCAGGCAAAACAGAAUCCAUCGCCAUGCAGACGUUGCUUGAGAAGAGCCCGGGGUUCUUCAGUGCCUUCUUCGGUCAGAUUAGGCAGAAGCUGGCAUACGGCGCAAAAGUCCAGGAAUGGCUGUCGUCAGAUACUUUGCGGUCGUUUCAUGUAGUUUCACGCAGUUCCAUUUUUGGGGGUCCCAGGUUUUUACUUUGUUUUCCAUGUUUUUGUGAGGCUCCCCUUCAAGCAGGAAAUCAAUUUUGGGUCAGCUCAGCUUUCGGCCGGCCAAUUUGCAGACACGAUCCCAGGUGCAUCGCUCGAUGA